Molecule: messenger RNA, 318 nt
Organism: Benincasa hispida (wax gourd)
Lineage: Eukaryota; Viridiplantae; Streptophyta; Magnoliopsida; Cucurbitales; Cucurbitaceae
Source: RefSeq, a predicted model, not a curated record
AUGAAAUCCAAUCUUGGAAAUACAGCUGUAUUGACUGCAUCCUUUGGUGUAACUGGUUAUUCCUUACCUCGGGACCAAAUUGGUUAUUGGGCAGUCAAAAUUGUAACAGGUGCACCAGAAGCUAUUCCAGUAAUAGGGUCGCCUUCGGUAGAGUUAUUACACGGAAGUACUAGUGUGGGACAAUCUACCUUGACUCAUUUUUAUAGUUUACACACUUUUGUAUUAUACCCUUUACCGCAACCAUGUCGUAAAUCUUCCACAUCAGACCAAAACGAACCAACUGAGGAUCGGUCCGAUCGAUCUUCCAUUUCCGAUUAA